Esox lucius (northern pike) is the source of this 2504-nucleotide messenger RNA. RefSeq names its product annexin A11a (gene anxa11a). The transcript is spliced from 15 exons. Bases 131 to 1825 code for a protein of 564 amino acids. Gene Ontology annotation, biological process: cytokinetic process; phagocytosis. Gene Ontology annotation, molecular function: calcium ion binding; calcium-dependent phospholipid binding. NCBI's taxonomy places the organism in Eukaryota, Metazoa, Chordata, Actinopteri, Esociformes, Esocidae. Gene Ontology annotation, cellular component: cytoplasm. The record is from RefSeq and is a predicted model, not a curated record.
CAAUAGUGCGCAAGUGUAGUGCUGUGUGUGGGUGUGAGUGGAAAGUAUGAAGAGUCCCACCCUAAAAGGCACAGGGUCUGAAGCUCGAAGACAGCCCAAGUCGUCCGGGAAGAUCUAAAAACCAUAAACUAUGAGCUAUCCGGGAUACCCCCCUCAAAGUGGCGGGUACCCCCCACAAGCGGGUGGCUAUCCUCAACCAGGCAACUACCCACCCCAAGCCGGGGGCUAUCCACCCCAAGCUGGAGGUUACCCUCCCCAGGCAGGGGGUUAUCCACCCCAGGCAGGGGGAUACCCACAACAGCCUGGUGGCUUUCCUCAACAGCCUGGAGCUGGAGGAUACCCAGCCAUGCCACCGGCAGGUGGUUGGGGAGGUGGUGCUGCUUUCUCCAAUCUUCCAGCCAUGGCCAGCCAAAUCUCAGCAGCAAUGGGGGCUUUCAACCCCACCCCUGACAUGUCUAUCCCUGGUGGAUAUCCCCACCCUGCCACCCAAGCCCCUAAUCCGUAUGGCCUGUAUCCCCAGUCAGGAGGGCAGAUGCCCCAGCCUCAAGGCCCAGGGAUGGGCUACCCAGGGCAGCCCAUGCCAGGGUACCCACAAGGACCCCCAACCAACCCGUCCAUGCCCGGUUACGGAGGAGGACCUGCUCCUAACCAGCCCAUGCCUGGGUACCCUGGGGCCCCUACGCCCAACCCCUCUAUGCCCGGUUUUGGAGGAGGACCUGCGCCUAACCAGCCAAUGCCAGGGUACCCUGGGGCCCCUACUCCCAACCCAUCUAUGCCCGGUUUUGGAGGAGGACCUGUGCCUAGCCAGCCUAUGCCAGGCUACCCUGGUGCCCCCAACCCGUCCAUGCCCAAGGCUCCUGCCCUAAAUAGGGGAUUCCGUGGAUCCAUCAAGGAUUACCCGGGAGCAGACCCCCUGAAAGAUGCGGAGGUUCUGAGGAAAGCCAUGAAGGGCUUUGGUACUGAUGAACAGGCCAUCAUAGACCUGUUAGGAAGUCGCUCAAACAGACAGCGUGUUCCCAUGCUAAUGGCCUUUAAGACCGCCUAUGGAAAGGAUUUGAUUAAGGAUCUGAAGUCAGAGCUGUCUGGAAACUUUGAGAAACUGGUGCUAGCCAUGAUGAAGACCCCAACCCAGUUGGAUGCAUACGAACUCAAAGAGGCCAUUAAGGGUGCUGGGACAGACGAGGCUUGUCUGAUAGAGAUCCUGGCAUCUCGCUCCAACGCAGAAAUCAGGGAGAUCAACCAGGUCUACAAGACAGAGUAUAAGAAGUCACUAGAAGAUGCCAUCAGUGGGGACACCUCAGGACACUUCCGGAGACUCCUCAUCUCUCUGGCUCAGGGUAAUCGAGAUGAACGAGAGACAGUUGACAUCACUUUAGCCAAACAGGAUGCUCAGACCCUGUACGCUGCUGGGGAGAACAAGGUAGGAACAGAUGAGUCCAAGUUCAACGCCAUCCUGUGUUCCAGGAGCAGACCUCAUCUUAGAGCAGUGUUCCAUGAGUACCAGCAGAUGUGUGGCAGAGACCUUGAGAAGAGUAUCGACAGGGAGAUGUCUGGAGACCUGGAGAGUGGAAUGGUGGCUGUGGUCAAGUGUAUCAAGAACACACCCGCUUACUUUGCUGAGAGGCUCUACAAGUCCAUGAAGGGAGCCGGGACAAAGGACAAAACUCUGAUUCGAGUAAUGGUGACCCGUUCUGAGGUGGAUAUGUUGGAUAUCCGUGAAGAGUAUGUCAAGAAGUAUGGGAAGUCGCUCUACACAGACAUCUCUGGUGACACCUCAGGGGACUAUAAGAAACUGCUGUUAAAGCUGUGUGGAGGGAGCGACUAAAGGAAACAUGUCAGCGCUGUCUUCAGGAUCUCAAAUGCUUACAAAUAGGAGAUUUGCUGUUUGACCUGUAAUGUAAUAAUAAUAAUAUAUGCCAUUCUUCUUUUCUAUCUCCUUCUAUGCAUGCACUACAUUCAGUAAUACUGCAUGCCGUGCCAUACGUGUUCUGCAAUGCAAUUUUUUUAUCAUGUUAUGAUACGAGAACUUUGUCAUAAUGGCUGUUCCUUUUCUAUAUUUUUUAUGAGCAAGAAAGUGUAUAUUUUUUCUUAAGUGUAGCAUCGGUGCUGGGUAUUGUGGUUAUAAAUAACCUCAAAGAUGCAAUUUGCAAAUUUGAUUAGAUUAGAAAUGGAAAUCCAUAUAUAUUUUAUAAAAUAUGUAUUUUAAUUUAACCUAUCUGGGCUAAUAUUAUCCAUAUAUAAUUAGACAAGUUAGUUCAGUAGUAAUUAGUUAAGUUUAAUGAUGUUAAAAGGAUUAGUCUGAUAAGAAUCCUUGCAGCUGCAAUACCAAAGGGGAUAUUUUAUUUGUGUUUAGUGUGUACACUAUCACUUAUAAUGUUCAUCCAUUAUUCUCACUUGUGCUGUCCCUGCUGUUUCUAAAAUCUCUUUCAGUAUAACUGUCUAUCAACAUGAACAUAGCGGUGCUCUGAUUAUUAUUUGAUCAAAAAUAAAUGUUAGGAAACUUU